UAUUGGCUUGAUGCGACAGAUGGUUUGUCGGGUCGUCGGCUGUCGUUUUCUGCUGCUCAGCCGUCUGACAGGUUAUUUGAAGCUUGCAGUCUACUCAGUACGUGGCGAAUUAAAUUUAAAAGUGAAAUAAGCAAAUAUUUAAAAAAGCAUUUAGUACCUGUUUUCUUACUUUUAAAUUUAUGGUCUGAAGUUGAUUAUAUGAUUAGCAAGUUACAAUGUCCAAAAGAAGUCAACCCAGUUGGUCACCACCGGCGAGAAAGGAGAGAAGACCAGUUUUAAAACUUUAUAAUAGUUUGACUAGACAAAAGGAAGAAUUUGUUUGCAAUGGAGGAAAUCGCAUUAAUUGGUACAGCUGUGGACCUACCGUAUACGACGCCUCCCAUAUGGGCCACGCCAGAUCAUACAUAUCUUUUGAUAUAUUGAGGCGAGUGAUGGCCAACUACUUUGGAUACGACAUACUGUAUGUUAUGAACAUCACAGAUAUUGAUGACAAAAUCAUUAAGAGAGCAAGGCAACAUCACUUGUUUGAGAAAUAUGUAGGAGAGAAUAAGAGUCUGAACUGUAUUAUAGAUGAUGCAACAUCGGUUGUAAAUUACUAUGAAACAGUGGUCAAAGAGACUACUGACCCAGAUAAAAAGAAUGCUAUGCAGAAAACUUUAGAUUGCAUUGCAUCAGCUGUGAAGACACUGAAAUCUGCAGUGGAAGGGAAUGAUGAUGCAACCAUCACAAAUGCAAAGACUGAGCUGCUCCAGUCUGCUAAGAGUCCUAUCUCAGAAUGGCUGGACAGCCAGCGCGGGGCAACAGUCACAGACAAUGCUAUAUUCACAGCACUGCCCAGGUACUGGGAGAAUGAGUUCCAUAAAGACAUGAAAGCACUUAAUGUAUUACCACCAGAUGUAUUAACAAGAGUUAGCGAAUAUGUACCACAGAUUGUUAGUUUUAUUGAAAAGAUAAUAGCAAACGGCCUUGCAUAUGAAUCAAAUGGCUCUGUGUAUUUCAGUGUGAAUGAAUUUGAUAGUAAGGAGAAACACCAUUAUGCUAGGCUAGUACCUGAGGCCUAUGGAGAUACUAAGUCUUUACAAGAAGGAGAAGGUGAUCUGUCAGACGACACAAGUGAAAAGCGUUCCCCAAACGACUUCGCUCUGUGGAAGGCGAGCAAGGCGGGCGAGCCGUCGUGGGAGUCGCCGUGGGGCGCGGGCCGGCCCGGCUGGCACAUCGAGUGCUCGGCCAUGGCCGCCGACGUGUUCGGCGACAACCUCGACAUACACACCGGCGGCGUCGACCUCAAGUUCCCGCAUCACGAUAAUGAACUUGCUCAGAGUGAGGCCCACUUCGACCGGCCAGGCUGGGUGAACUACUUCCUCCACACUGGUCACCUAACGAUCGCCGGCUGCAAGAUGUCCAAGUCCCUUAAGAACUUCAUCACGAUAUCGGAGGCGUUACAGCGGCAUACAGCGAGACAGCUGCGCAUCGGCUUCCUCAUGCACGGCUGGAAGGAAACCCUGGACUACUCAGACAACACCAUGGACAUGGCGAUACAGACCGAGAAAAUGUUCAAUGAGUUUUUCCUGACCGUGAAGGAUGCGUUACGCAGUGGUUACGAUGAAGGCUGCGGCGGUGUCUGGGAUGCCGAAGAACAACAGCUGUCCGCUAAACUUACGUCCGUGAAGGAACAAGUGCAUGCCGCUCUCUGUGAUAACAUCGACACCCGCAGCGCCCUGGACGCGCUCCGCGAGCUGGUGGGCGCGGCCCACGUGUACCUGCGCCGCACGCAGCCGCGCAGCUCGCCGCUGCUGGCCGCCGCCGCCAGAUACGUUACCGAUAUCCUGCAUAUAUUCGGCGCCAUUGAAGGGCCUCGUGGAGGGAUAGGAUUCCCCGUUGCUGAUGCUAAUAGUGCCGGCUUAGAAGAGACUGUGAUGCCGUACCUGGAGGCUCUGAGCGCGUUCCGGCUGCGCGUGCGCACGGCGGCGCGCGAGGCGGCCGCGCCCGCCGUGCUGGCGCUGUGCGACGCGCUGCGGGACCAGCAGCUGCCCGCGCUCGGCGUCAGGCUCGAGGACAAGCCCGACCGCACGAUAGUAAAACUAGUCAGCAAAGAAGAAUUGAUGAAAGAAAGAGAAGAAAAGAACAGGUUAGAAGCUGAAAAGCAGAAGAAGAAGUUAGAGUUACUAGAAGCGCAGCGCGCUAAAGAGGAGCAAAAGAAAAUACCACCCAGUGAGAUGUUCAAACGGGAGGCCGACAAGUAUUCCAAGUUCGACGAUAAGGGCUUGCCAACACACGACCACGAAGGCAAAGAGCUCAGCAAGGGCCUCGUGAAGAAGCUACAGAAGUUGCAACAGGCUCAAGAGAAGAAAUACAACGAGUACUUAGCCUCUAUUAACACCUGCUGACAAUGUGAUAUUACUUACAACCCAAACAGACCGAUUAAAAAAGGUAGACUGAGACAUAAACAAAAGAAGGAAAAUUGGAGCAGCCUGUACCACGCGUAUAUUAAAAAAAUGGGGAAAUUACAACCCUAUCAAAUUCAUUAUUGAAUUUCUUAAACUUACUGCUUCAACCUGCCUACGGCAUUUUCUCGUCUAUCUUUUUAAUGUCUGUGACAAAUCAUUGCAUUUUUAUCAUAAUAAUUGUAACAUAGCAAGGUUUGGUGUUGUGCCUAAUUCAUACAUUAAAUCGUAGUAUUAUACAUACAUGUCAAUCUAAUUUGUAAUAGAAAUAAUUAUAAACAUUGCUAUUUAACUGUCUUAAUAUUUACUUAAAUAACAUUAAUAAAGCUUAUUUAAACAACAACUUGUUUUAUUAUUGAUUUACAAAUUCGAUUGACACUAACCAUAGGUGUAUUAUGCGCUUAUUUCAAAGUAAAUAUUAUGGUGCAAUAUCGUUUUAAUAGCUCAAAGUAAAUUAACAUUAUGGUAUCAUAAAUUAUAAACCAAAACAUGGAUAUUAUUGUAAGCGUAAGAUUUAAAGUUAAAUUAAAUGUGCUACGAGAAAUGUAAGAGGUAAUUUUUAAUGUUUUGUAUUAAACGCGGAGUAAAGUGAGUAUUAUAUUUAAAUGUAUUUGGAUACUAUACUUUAGAUUAACAAUAUUGGUGUUACCUCAGAAUUUUGUAGAACUCAUUAAGCUAUUGUAAAGAUGGUUACUGAUUUGACUCAUUCACAAACGGUUGAUUACAGGUAAAUAAUGGUUAUACAUAAUUAUACAUUGUUUUAUGAGGGGACACAGCAUAGCAUAGAUUUGUAUGUAUAGAGUAGUUGGCGUAGCUCAAUAUACGUGUGUAGUCGGGUAAAUUAUAUUUAAAGGUCAGUGGUUUAUUCCUAAAUGAUAUUUGUCAUUCGCUUAUCAUCUUAAUGUUUAUGUCUAAAUGAUAUUAUGCUUUAGGCUUUUCGGUUAUCAAAAUCACAAAGAUGUAAUUUCGGCAUUUAGAACUGUGACGCCAAGAAAAUAUCCUUAACAAUAUGAAAUAAAAACAAACUCCGUUCGUUGACAACUAUUUAUUUGUAUGUUACUUCAUGUAUAAAUGUUUUAACCUUUUAUGAUUUGCAAUUGAAUUCAAGGUUUCUUGGCGAAGGAAACAUUAGUAAGACAUUUGUUACUUGCUGUGCAAUCAUGAUACAAUAAAGUAGUUUUUUCUGGAAACUCAGUAUUAGGUAAAUUCUGGAAUUAUUUCCCAAGCUUAUUAUGAUUUCCAUAUGAAAUAAAAGUAUAUAGAUAAAUAUUACAACACUUAUUGUACAUUCUGGAUUACGCAUAUUUCAUUUAGUCCCUAAUAUUAGUAUUUAAAUUCAUCCAUUUGAUGUAACUUUAUACUAUAUUUAUAAAUAAAUAAUAACAACGUC
Molecule: messenger RNA, 3834 nt
Organism: Trichoplusia ni (cabbage looper)
Lineage: Eukaryota; Metazoa; Arthropoda; Insecta; Lepidoptera; Noctuidae
Gene: CysRS
Product: cysteine--tRNA ligase, cytoplasmic
Exons: 11
Coding region: 216-2387 (723 amino acids)
Biological process (GO): cysteinyl-tRNA aminoacylation
Cellular component (GO): cytoplasm
Molecular function (GO): ATP binding; cysteine-tRNA ligase activity
Source: RefSeq, a predicted model, not a curated record